CUUGUACAUGUGGCGAUAAUGACUUAAUAACAUUUUAUUAGGUUUUAUCAUGCUGUGUUGCUACCUUUAGACAACCAUCGAGUAGUCGUUUGCUCCAAGGUAGAUCCCCUUGCUCGCAUUACCAAUAUCUGAGCCCGAAAACGUUCAGUCUUUAUCAUCUGCUGCGCCGUCGAAUUCUCAGAAACUUCUGUGAGUUGUAGCGCAGGCACGCUCUAGCAAGGCAAUCCCACUAUCUGGGAGACAAAAGCCAUAGCAACACGACAAAGGCAGGACAGGAAGAUCACAGAAUUAUGUCUGUCGACAUUGCAAUUUUGUCUAUGUUUCAAUUGCUUUAUUGUUAAUAUUCGAGAAAGUACGCCGUCGCUUUUUUAUUAGUCCCCCACGCGCUUCUCGAAACUGUAUGCAUUCGCUUCACAGGUAGCGUUCUUUCUACCUUUCACACUUGAAGGAACCUCUCACAAGGACCAUGACAGCUUCAGUCAUUUUAAGUAUUCUUUUUGUUUGGAUGGUGUCGCCCAGUCUGUCACGAGGGACCGGGUUUCUCUAUCAGUUUCCAGGUGUGACACUGCAACGCAUCAAUUCCGAACAAAUUGUCGGACCCCCUACAGGCUCCAAUGCAGUACGCAGGAACUGGUGUCAGUACACUGUGUCGAAAACGGUGUCAUGCCAGGUGCACAACGGGACCGAGGCGCUGGUGCAGCGUGUGUUUCAGAGCUGCCGGUGGCCCGGGCCCUGCUCUAACCUCAUCAGUUACAGGACCCUGGUCAGGCCCACGUACAGACUGACGUAUCGGCAGGUGACAGCCCUGGAGUGGAAGUGCUGCCCAGGCUUCCUGGGAGAAGACUGCAGUAAGGAGUGUAUGAACUGCACUGGCUUUGCCGACGUGAACGACCGACUGAGCACCAUUGAGUCCAAGAUUCUGUUGCUGGAAGAAGCAGGGCCUCCGCCUAUUCCCAUCAGGUCCUACACUGAGAGGGCAGCAGACAACGAGGUGGGAGCAGCCAAGCCCACCCUCCUCAGUCCUCCAGGCCACGGAAUACCAGGAGCCCGGGGCCCUCCGGGGCCGGUGGGGCCCCCGGGUACCGCAGGCCCUCCAGGGCGCGCUGGAGAGACGGGCGUCUCUGGGAAACCUGGACCGGUGGGACCCAGAGGGCCCCAGGGCCAGAGAGGGAUCCCAGGGGAGAGGGGUCUUCCUGGGCCAGCGGGCCCGCCAGGACCCGCCUCUCACCUCCUCCGUGGAGAUGUGUUUGGCCUCCGGGAGCUGGGACAGUACGAUGAGGUAGACAUCUCUCCAUGGAAUGGCCAGAGUCCUGUGAGUGGCCCCCCAGGACCAGCCGGGCCCCCUGGCCCCCCAGGUGGCUCCGGACCCAUGGGGUUGCCAGGCAACCCAGCCCCCCCCGGCCGAAAUGGCAGAGAUGGGCUGUCGGGCAGGCCCGGGGAUCGUGGGGCUAAAGGAGAUGCUGGUGAGAGGGGACCUCCAGGACACGGUGGCGAACAGGGCUUGCGAGGGGCUCCAGGACCUAAGGGAGAGCCAGGAGACGGUCUCCCUGAGGGUGAGGGGGCGCUGCAGCUGAGGGAAGCUCUGAAGAUCCUGGCAGAGAGGGUCCUCAUCCUGGAGCACAUGAUCGGCAUUCACGAGAACCCCCUAGAGCCAGGGUCUGGGCUGGAUAUCCCAAUACCCUCCUCCACUCUCGCACUGCGGGAGACCAGAAGCUGAUUGGAGAGCAGCAAGUCAGGAGGGCGGGCAAUUAGACACUCCUGCCAAUCACUGGAGAGCAUGUUUUUUUGUUGUUGCCUCAACUGUUGAUUGGUUCGAGAUUGAGAUUGACACUCCGUAUGUUUACAGGGGCUGUAUAGGACCAUGGGGAGUGACCAUUCUCAUGGACAGGAAAUAACACAAAAGACUUUCGUGCAUUGAUGUUGAUGAGGGUAGGUCUGUUGACAUUAUAGUUGUCAUAGGCACAACUGAAUUUAAUCCACUUUGUGCAGGCACUGGUCCUAACAUAUGCAUCUUCUGAUAGGUCGUUCAUUGCAAAAGAUGCCCAAGGAAUAUUGUCGAAAUCCAUUUUUGCCAUUGUACUGGUUAAACGUUUUAUAAACAAAAUCAUUAUUUUUUAAUCUGUUUUUACAUUGUAAGUGUACUGUUUUUCUUGACCGUAGUGGCACGACAGGGAUAUAACGAGCUGGUAUCAAGAACCUUUUCAAUUGACUGUAGUCCUCUCCAUCUGGUCACUCUUGUUUUAUACAGUCUGCCAAAAAGCCAAAUGACUGUCCCCUAGCCGUGUCUCCCUGUAGAGGGCUCUAGCACCGAGGUCACAUUGACUGCUUUGGAAUGUUCUUGGCUUUGACUGUAUUUUCAUUCUGGCCUUACUAUUUGCACAGGAUUUACCAAGAAAUUGUAUAAAUAUCUUUUCUGUAACUUACUGUACGAAUUCAACGCAAUUGAAUUACCCCAAAUCGGAUCCCAAUACCCUUUACCCCUUUCACUGUACCAGUGUCUCAGUCUGGAAAUAAACCUGUUUUUAUAAGUAUGA
Messenger RNA from Osmerus eperlanus (European smelt), 2534 nucleotides. It is a transcript of the gene col26a1, whose product is annotated as collagen alpha-1(XXVI) chain. Bases 467 to 1717 code for a protein of 416 amino acids. The transcript has 14 exons. The record is from RefSeq and is a predicted model, not a curated record. Gene Ontology annotation, molecular function: protein binding. NCBI's taxonomy places the organism in Eukaryota, Metazoa, Chordata, Actinopteri, Osmeriformes, Osmeridae.